GCCGUUUCGUUCACACUUGGCUUAGUCGACUCUUGAUGAUUUUGCAAAGAGUGAGUUCUGCUAUUUAAGAUCCAAGUCCGUGUACGUGCUUUUUAAAUUUUACUAUGGACAAGCGUUUCAAAUAAAUUGAAGGAUAACGCGAGUUAUAUAAUGGCUGUCGAAUCACGUGCAAAGCGGUUGAAAGAAUUGUUCGGCGAUCGCUUACUACACCGUUCGACGACUGUUUCCCUGGACGAAACGACGUUCAGCGGUUCAUUGAUCGCAUUGUACUUCGUCCCGAUCGGAAGUGAUCGUCAACAGAGGGAUGAUCAAGCGUUGCGAGAUCUAUACGAUUCGGCCAACGGAGUAUACAAAACACUCGACAUCGUUCAGAUAUGCUAUCCAGAUGCGGUCGACGACCGAGAACGAUUCGACGAAAUGACCAACGACGUCCCGUGGCAUGCCGUCCUUUACGACUACACGGAGAGGAGAAUUCGUUUAAGACACAAGUACAACGUUGGCAUUUCUGAAACUCAAGUAAUCCUGAACGACGAUCGAUUGGAGAAAAUCUACACAAAAAAUUGCCUAAAGCUAAUCGAUAGCGGUAAACAAUUUCCGUGGACAGAUUUUUGGAAUGACCAAAUUUGGCAACAAACUUUAAAGCUGUCUUCGAGACACGAUAAAGAAACUGUUUACGGCUUGUUAUUUUCCGCUCACUGGUGUCCUCCUUGUAAAGCAUUUAUUCCGCAACUCUUGCAGGCUUACAACAGCAUACGAAAAAGAUACAAAUUUGAGAUUAUUUUCGUUAGUUCUGACAGGAGCGAACAGUCGUUUCAAUCGCACGCGUCUUCCAUGCCUUGGACGUCGAUUCCCUACGCGGACACUGCUUUGCGGCAAGACCUGACGGAAUGUUACAAUGUUCGCGGCAUUCCUCAUUUAGUAUUAGUCGACAGUGCGGGAAGUGUUAUCACCGAAAGCGGCCGACCCGAAGUGGCCGAUGAUCCUGACGGAUCGUAUUUUCCGUGGAAAAUUCGCUUGGUCUAUGCGUUGACCUCGAGACUGUUACCGAAACUUCAGAGUUACCCGGCUAUCGUGCUGUUCAUCGAAGGUGACCAGGAGGAGGAAAUGGAAUUGGCCGAAGGCGUUUUACUACCCGUGGCACAGCAAGUUACCAAAACUAAACAAAACCCAUUGUACGAUCUUCUGUUUUUCAUAGCGCCCGACGACGGGACAUCUGAUACGCUGAGAAAUUUCGCAAGACUGACCGAUGACGCAGUUCCUUUGCUGACGUGCAUAGAUAUACCUAUGGGUAGGAUAUCAAUAAUGGAGUACGGGAUAGACAUAACAGAAAAGUCUAUUAUGAAAUUUGUCGACGGAUUCUUCGACGGCACAAUGAAAUUCACAUCCAUAGUUAAUUAAUAAAAAUAUAUUCUCGUGAAUUACGUAGAUAUAGGCAUAAAAACGAUUUUCUCAAAAAAAUAGAAAAUAUGAAAUACCAUACGAGUAAAAAAAAAACUGGUUUGAAAAACAUCAAACCGAACGAGACAACAGCACUGAGACUUGAUGAUAGGGAAAUUUUGACAUUCUGCGACGUACUUUUGUAAUACAUUAGUUAAAAUUUCCAAAUUUAUUAUUAUGUAUAGUCAAAAUCAUAGUGACUAAUUGCCUGAAGCAUAGAACAUUUUCAUACGCGUACUCCUGUUACAAAAUUAUGUACAAGAGAAUAUUGUAAUUUAUAAUUAAAAUAAAAUGGUUCUCUGUUUAAUUUAUUAUUUAUCAAUAUAAAAUAACAA
Adelges cooleyi (spruce gall adelgid) is the source of this 1772-nucleotide messenger RNA. RefSeq names its product nucleoredoxin-like. The coding region runs from base 151 to 1398 and encodes 415 amino acids. Lineage: Eukaryota; Metazoa; Arthropoda; Insecta; Hemiptera; Adelgidae. The transcript has 7 exons. The record is from RefSeq and is a predicted model, not a curated record.